UCUCUCCCCGUUUCUCUCCUCUCUCUCUCUCUCUCUCUCUCUCUCUCUCUUUCUGUGCAAACUUGGUGGUUGUCGUACAGGGCAGGAGCUGCUGCUUAUCUUUUGUUUGCAUACAACAUCACGCAGAGAAUUAUGUUCCCUUGGGGAUAAAGAUACCACAAAAGAAAAAAGAAGAAGGGAAAGUUUGUGCUGUUUAGGAGUCCAGUUGACAGGUGUGUCUGGGCUCUUUUGUUGUGGUUCUUGGGGGGAUUUUUGUUCCCCCCUUGUUCUUGCUUUGCAAGAUUCUGUCAAUUUCUGGGUGUUGUUUGGUCCAUCAUCAGCCAAACCUCUCUGAGGUUCUGAUUCAUCACUGAAGAACUGGGAAUGAUAGGAAGGAAGCGUUUUAUGGGCUAGAAGAUUGUAAGCUCUGAUUAUGGCUUCUUUAGAGGGUUUCUCUUGUGCUGUUGUUGGCUGUUCACUUUCCUUUUCUAUGAGGACCAAGAGAAAGAUAGUUUGAGAGGUUUUGAAUUCUAUUGGGAAGUUGGUUUUUUUCAAGGGAGGUGGAGCUGAAUUUUGUUGGGUCUGCCUAAUCUGUGUGUCUGGUGGUUGAGAAUUUUCAAUAAAAAGUGGUCGCUGGGUUUAGUGGUGGUGCUUCAAUAGUUUUGCUGAUAUUCUGGAAAAGCAGCAGAGAGAAUUUUGUGGUGGUUCUAUUGCCCAAGCAGGGACAGAGUUAUCUUGGUCGCAUCUGUUGCUUUACUCACCUGAUUCAGGACAGACUUUGUGCCGGAUGGGAAGUGGUGUUAAUGAAUUUGUGGAGAGAUCAUAUCCUUCAUCGUUUAAGGUUCACCGUGCAUUGUGUGCAGAGCUCAUGAGAAUAGUUAACAAGGUUUCUAGCAUACUACCAGAGAUUGAAACAGCUCGACCUCGAUGCUCGGCUGGAAUACAGGCACUAUGCUUGUUAAACCGUGCCAUUGAGAAAGCCAACCUACUUCUCCAGCAUUGCAGCGAGUCUAGUAAGCUCUACCUGGCAUUAACUGGGGAUACAAUAGUCGCAAGAUGUGAAAGGUCAAGGAACAUGUUGGAGCAAAGUUUAGGCCAACUUCAAAAUAUGGUUCCAGUAUUGUUGGCUAUAGAGAUAUCCAAGUUACUAGAUAACCUAAGGAGUGCGACAUUUAUCCUGGAACCGUCUGAAGAUGACGCAGGAAAGGCGGUGCAUGACUUGAUUCGGCAGGGUCCUUCAGAAUCUGGUUCGACCGAAAAUUCAGAACUAAAAGCUCUUCAAUUUGCAGCAUCAAAGCUUUUUAUUACUUCGCCAAAGUCAAUGUUGGUGGAAAGAAGAUCGAUCAAGAAGCUACUUGACAAAGUCGGUGAAAGUGAUCCAAAGAAGAAGAAGAUUCUACUUUACCUUUCAUCUCUUCUGAAGAAGUAUGGGAAUUCUAUUGUGAGCGGGCAAACACAGAGCGUCCGCAUGGAGAAUGAAGGAACAUAUUUGACGGCUAAUUCCCGACAUAAUUCAGUCUAUACAGAAGCUGCUGAAGUGGCUGAGACUCAUUUACCAGGGCACCGUGAGGCUCAAGUUGAUGUUUCUGUUGACGCAAUACUCCCUGAAGAGUUCAAAUGCCCGCUCUCUUUGAGAUUGAUGUAUGAACCGGUUGUUAUUGCUUCUGGACAGACAUUUGAAAGAACGUGGAUCCAGAAGUGGUUUGAUGAGGGUAAUACUUUUUGUCCGAAAACAAAGAAGAAACUAGCCCACCAGUUAUGGACCCCAAAUACUGCCUUAAAGGGACUAAUAUCACAGUGGUGUACAAGACACGGACUAGAAAUACCUGACCCUAUCAUACAGCAAGGAACGGUACAUCCGUGGGAUAAUUCUAGUACAUCGAUUGCUAGCCUAGGCAGUUCGCUGAAUGACCUACGUCUUCAAGUGGACUUCAGUAAUGUCUCACUUGGGUCCCUGGGGAGCAGCAAUAACUCUGAAUCUUUGCUUCGAAGAUUUGCAAAUGCAUUUAGUCCUGUGACCUUGCAUACAAAAGACACGAAGCAAGACCAUUCUUACGGGAGUGUUGACGAGGAAUAUUUUGAUAUCUUUUCUACACUAACCGAACUCCCGUGGCAGUCUCAGUGCAAGGUGGUUGAAGAUUUCAAAAGCAAUUUGGAAUACAAUCACCAAUCUCUUCAUUCGGCAUCAACAGAGAAUUUCCUCGAAGCGCUCGUAAGAUUUCUGGGGAAAUCACGUGAUCUAGGCGAUGUAAAAGCUCAGAAGACCGCGUUGCAGUUAUUACUCACGUUUCUGAAAAAUAGCAGAUACGAAGUAAUGCAUGUCCAUCAAGAUGGAUUUUCCAUGUUGGCUUCCUUUCUUGAUUCGGAAGUAGCUGAACAAGCCUUCGCCAUUAUGGAGAUUCUGUCUGCUCAGCCGGAUUGUAGACUGAAAGUCGCUAAUUCCGGUGCUAUUCCUUCUACUUUGGAGACCCUCGACUGCGAGAUCGGAGACCUUUACGUGUCCGCCCUUAAAAUCCUUCACAACCUCUGCUUGAGUACUGAUCUCCGUCCAUAUGUUAUACCCUGCAUCCCGAAGUUGGUCCGUUUUUUGAAGGAUGGUGAAUUAGCGAAAUAUGCUCUUCUUAUCAUCAGGAACUUGUGCGAUAUUGAGGAGGCAAGGAUCUCCAUGACCGAGACCCACGAGUGCAUCGCCUCUGUUGCCGAACUACUCGAGACUGGGAGCAACGAGGAGCAAGAGCACGCCGUGGCUAUCUUUCUUUCUUUGUGCUCUCAACGCGUACAGUAUUGUCAGUUGGUACUGGAUGAGGGUUUUGCUGUCAUCCCAGCCCUCGUGAGCAUAUCCAUCAAUGGCACCGAGAGAUCGAAAGUUUGCGCUAUGGAAUUGCUCCGGCUCUUACGAGAUGCGAAUGACAGCGAUGGUUGUUAUUUCUCGGACCUGGAUCCCCCUACGCAAGGAGACCCUGGUUGUCACUGCUUGGAGACGAAACCAUCUUCCAGGAUGCCUGGAUUCUUCGGACGGAAGCUCUCGAUAUUUUCUAAAAAGCCUGUUUCUGCUGUGCCACGAAAGAAGAAAUGAAAUUCAUAAUCGGGUUAUUUCGUGAUCUCACAACGACUUGAUUAUCUGGGCGGUGAAGAAUUCUCCGUUUAGUAAGGUUCUUCUUCCUUUAAACUAGAAUGGAGCAACUUCUGUGGAUUGUUUCGCUGCUAGACAUGUAUGUAGCUGGGGAAUUUUUGUUAGGCAAGCUUAGGCUAGAUCAAUCUUUGAUGGGUAGUGUGUAGGGCCUGUAUGAUUGGUAGAAAUGUGCAGUUUUUUUUCAUGUUCUUGUCAAUUGGAAAGGGCUCUUGUUUGUAGCUUGAACAAAAUCCCUGCUCGCAAA
Molecule: messenger RNA, 3356 nt
Organism: Syzygium oleosum
Lineage: Eukaryota; Viridiplantae; Streptophyta; Magnoliopsida; Myrtales; Myrtaceae
Product: U-box domain-containing protein 5-like
Exons: 6
Coding region: 767-3055 (762 amino acids)
Biological process (GO): protein ubiquitination
Cellular component (GO): nucleus; cytoplasm
Molecular function (GO): ubiquitin-protein transferase activity
Source: RefSeq, a predicted model, not a curated record